UUGGAUUUUCAUAACCGUAUCGGAACGGUACUAUUAAUGAACCUGCCAACCUAAAUUGUGCAGUGUCUCAUAGUUACAUAAUCCCAUGUAAUGGCCGGAAAUCCCUGCCAAGAGGAGAAUUAAAUCUUAAAACUCCCGUGACGAUGGCGAUGUGUAAACAACAUAUUCGAGACUUGAAUGUCAACGUCAACAACUGACCAAAUGUUCCCAAAUAUUCGAAAGAGGGCCCAUAUACCUUUUUCUAUAGACGCGGGGGAUUGGUCUAGUUUUUGAUUUCAUGUCCUUUUAUUUCAAAAGUCUAUAAGUCAGCCUCGCGGACGGUGAGAUGGAGGAUAGCCAGUCCAAUAAUCCCUCACAGCCGAACGCCGAACGAGAUGCUGUGCGCCGCAAUAGCGUCUUGUCUGCGUCCCGUGACUCCCGCCAAUCCGUAUCACAGCAUGGCUCAAUUCAGUCUAGACGCCGGCGUAGCGCCUCGCGUCCGUCUUCGGCAGAUUAUGACGCGCCAGAGUCGUACAGGAACCUCCACGACGUGGAUGAAAAGGAUGAUCGACUAGAUCCCGAGGUACCACCCACUGCCGAAGAAUUGAAGCGUCAAGAAUCCCGGAGGAAACGGCGUCGGUCGUCUGUAUCACAACCCAAUUAUGAUAUCCCCGACUCUUACGUAAAUGUACCGGAGCUAGAAGAAAUAGCUCCUAUCCCAAGUCGGGAUGAACGGCGAUGGCGUCCAAGCCCUUCCCUUGAGGAGGGAAGAGAGCUCGAGCGUCGGUACUCUGUACAGCAAGAGGCUCAACGGCGAAGUGGUGAAAAACCACAGAAAGCCGAGGAGGCAAAGACGGAAGACCACCAUGUAUCGAGAUUAGCAACUGAGAUCUAUACUGUCUCCUAUCUCAUCCUCUUCGCCAUAUUCGGUACUCUCGCUCGCGUUGGGCUUUCAGCCCUCACCAAUUAUGUCGGCGCCCCCGUUGUUUUCAGUUCUGUGUGGCCCAACUUUGCGGGCAGUAUGGUUUUAGGUUUUCUUGCAGAAGAUCGCAUGCUCUUCCGUUACGAAUGGGGUACGCCGACGUAUGCGUUACAGCUCCUGAGAGCCAAGGAGAGUGAACUCAACGAGACAGGCGAAUCCAGCUCCGAUAGAGUAGCCAUCGAUCUUGCUGCCGCGAAGAAGGCACAUAUGGCUACCAAGAAGACUAUACCGCUAUAUAUCGGGCUUGCCACCGGAUUCUGCGGUUCUUUCACAUCCUUAUCCGCCUUUAUACGCGACAUCUUCCUCGCUCUAUCGAACGAUCUGCUCACGCCGGGCACUGGUCCAGUUACUACCCCUCGAAAUGGCGGCUACUCAUUUAUGGCCCUUAUGGCGGUUGCCAUUACCACCAUCACGCUAUCCAUUGCUGGUCUUCUCAUCGGAGCUCAGCUUGCCUUGGCCUUGGAAACGAUCACGCCCUCACUUUCUUUCAAUUUCACCCGCAAAUUCCUCGACCCAUUCGCCGUCUUCCUCGCAUGGGGAUCAUGGAUCGGCGCCAUCCUCUUGUCAAUUCUUCCACCAGACAGAUUCGUCAACGAAGUAGCAUCAGAGAUCUGGCGCGGCCGAGCAACGUUUGCGUUGGUAUUCGCGCCCCUAGGCUGCCUUGGACGGUUCUACGCUUCUCUAUACCUCAACGGGUAUCUGCCCUCCUUCCCGCUAGGCACCUUCACCGUCAAUAUCUUGGGCACCAUGGUGCUUGGCAUGGCGUGGGACCUCGCGCACGUCCCCGUUGGCGGUGUGAUCAGCUGCCAAGUCUUCCAAGGGAUCGAAGAUGGGUUCUGUGGGUGCCUGACCACGGUCUCGACUUGGGUCGCGGAGUUGACUGCCUUGAGGAGGCGACACGCAUAUGUGUACGGAGGCACGAGCGUGCUUGUCGCGCUUGCUUGCAUGGUGGCCAUCAUGGGUGGCUUGCGAUGGAGCGACGGCUUUAGUUCGUUGAAAUGCCUGCAUUGACGGACAUCCGACGGGGUGUAUGCUUAACUGUCUGAUACGAACGAACGAGCGACGAAAGCGGUAGCUUCAUGAAUGAUCUACUUUCCCCAGAAAAAACAACCUAGCUGCCUAAAGGUUGGGGUUCAGGGUAUCGACAUAUUCGGAUCACGCUAUUGCCCUACUCAUCAUACCCUCUAAAUCUAGACAGAGGGAAAGAACUCAUUCUCGAGACAGGACUAUAUGAUCUGAGUUAUAUACUAUGUAUAAUAUACAUAUAGGUUGGCAUAUGUCACUAACUACUGGUCUCUAGAAACCUGAAGCCCCUAGGAUAUACUGCAAGUUCGUUGAAUAUAACGAGGGAAUGAGAAUGA
This is a messenger RNA of Annulohypoxylon truncatum, 2322 nucleotides long. RefSeq lists its product as uncharacterized. Gene Ontology annotation, molecular function: fluoride transmembrane transporter activity. Gene Ontology annotation, biological process: fluoride transmembrane transport. The record is from RefSeq and is a predicted model, not a curated record. The coding region runs from base 326 to 1972 and encodes 548 amino acids. Gene Ontology annotation, cellular component: membrane. Lineage: Eukaryota; Fungi; Ascomycota; Sordariomycetes; Xylariales; Hypoxylaceae. The transcript is spliced from 2 exons.